AUGGCAGGGGCUUGCCGGCAGCCACUCAAGGCCGCUGCAGACAACAUUGAAACUUCGCCGUCUGACCCUCGGCUAGACAAUUUCAAGAAUGUGGACGACCUUUCCUUCCUCCGUAAUUCGAUACGCGCAUCCUCUAUUGCCAGUGCCGCAUUCCACGAAGAUCCAGUCCAAGUCGUGAACCAUGUGGCGUGGAAGCUUCCCAAAGAGCUCCAGCAGACCAUUCAUGCCGUUGCUGCCAGCCUUUGCAGUCCCAACCUCGACGUCCCGCUCAUAGAAGAAGAUCUGCUAUUCAAUCGAGAGACUUCGUACAACACGACAACAGAGGUGGAAGAUGCCCUAGCCCCAAUAUCCUUCGAUUUACCACUCCCUGUUCUUAAGCAAAUCCUAGAACUGGCACACCGCAUCCAGCUUCUUUCAACUCUCUUCCUAAAUACCUACAUAAAGCGCCUGAACAAUCUUCAGCCGCAACAUCUUGCAAAGCCGGGCUUUGUAUUCAGUUCAUACCCUUUCCGUAAAUAUCCGGAUGGUCGCAAAUAUCAGCCGCCAAAGAGUGGACCAGCGAGCUGGAGCGAGGAGUACAGGGUACUUCGGGCAUUGUGGCGUCUUCAGCUAUUCUGCCUAAUCUCCAAGCCUAACUCAAGAGUGACGAAUCGAUUGAAUGUGGAGGCAUCAUACAUAGAGUGCAGUAUUCCGUAUCGACAGCACGAGCUCUCACGAAUACUCUCUCACUUGACCAAUUGGGAGCUGGAUGAGAUGAUAUGUGUGCACGAAUACCUUGAUGGCGCACGAAUAUCCCUCCGUGCCCCACCUUCAGUCCCCCAUGAGGACCCAAACUGCCACACUCCUACAACUCCCUCAACACCUUCAAGCACCUCAACGAACAAUACUCAACCAAUCUUUCCGAUCGCCAAUGCUCGGCCCUCCUCCAAUCCGACUGGGUUUGGGAGGUUCAAUGACCUGAUUGCCGUAAAGCGAUCCACCGAAGCCUACAAUUUCUUUCACCGCUACGGUCUCCGCCAUCCCACAUCUCCACUACAACGUUCCUGCUGGGAAAACUUUAGGACAUUAGGAUUCGGCAUAUGGGAUCAAGAGAGAUUAUGUCAUAUGGAGAUGUUUAGGAUGCCUGCCGCAUUAAGAGAUCAAAAGCCGCAAGGUGAUCUGAGUAUCGACGAUGUGGGAUUUACGUGGAAAAGCGUAGAGGCUCAGGCCCAAAAAGCACUGGAGGACUUGUACAACGGCAGAGGGAGUAAAAAAGCAAAUGAUGCACCGACGAGCAAAGGAAUUAGUGGGCUGAAAGGCCUCAUGAGGAGCAAGACGAAGGUGAUACCCAACGGCAGCAGUGGAAGUAGCCCAAGAUCGAGUGCCGAGAGCUUUCGGGCGGUUAUAUCGAGAUGA
Bacidia gigantensis is the source of this 1395-nucleotide messenger RNA. RefSeq lists its product as uncharacterized. The transcript has 2 exons. The record is from RefSeq and is a predicted model, not a curated record. Bases 1 to 1395 code for a protein of 464 amino acids. Lineage: Eukaryota; Fungi; Ascomycota; Lecanoromycetes; Lecanorales; Ramalinaceae.